AGAACGUGGCAUUCGGAGAGCCGCACCUCCAUAAAGCAGGAGAUCUGCCCCUUAAGGACUACGUUUCCCAGAUACCUCCGCGAGAGGCAAGGCCGGGCGUUGCUUUUUAUGUUGGCUAAAAGGCUUGGUCGCCCGGGGAGGCUGCGUGGGUGUCGCGAGUUCGAGGCUCGUUUUGGGUUGGUGUGACUUCGGAGGAGAAGACAGGGAGGCAUCCAGUGCCUGGCGGACAGUAGUGGUGCAGAGGUCACGGGUCCUUACUGAACCUUUGGAGGCAAAAUUGUGGGAGUUCUUUUUAAAAAUACCAGUUGUUCUUGGACUUGGGAGGAAAAAAAAUGAACAAAGAUGCACAAAUGAGAGCCACUAUUAACCAAAAGCUAAUUGAAACAGGAGAACGAGAACGCCUCAAAGAACUCCUCCGAGCCAAAUUAAUUGAAUGUGGGUGGAAAGACCAGUUGAAAGCACACUGUAAAGAUGUCAUCAAAGAGAAGGGACUAGAGCAUGUCACUGUUGAUGACUUGGUGGCAGAAAUCACCCCGAAAGGCAGAGCCUUGGUACCUGACAGUGUGAAGAAAGAACUUCUACAAAGAAUAAGAACAUUUCUUGCCCAACACGCCAGCCUUUGAUUCUGCUAUUUGAGUUGUACCAUGUUGUGUUAAGUGAAUAAUGCCAGAAACUGGAAGACAUAUUUCCAUGCUUUUGGGUGAAAGUUCACUUUUUUUAACGUUUAGUUACUGGACGUGUACCUUGUUACAUUGACUUCUUAAUGUUGGUAUUUUAAUAAAAAAAAGAAGAGGAAGAAGAAGAACCGAACGACCUAUGGGUGUGCAUUGGAAACAGUAUUCCUUGCCAUUAAAAGGAUGUUGCAUGGUUUAAUGUGA
Messenger RNA from Pogona vitticeps (central bearded dragon), 878 nucleotides. RefSeq names its product ENY2 transcription and export complex 2 subunit (gene ENY2). NCBI's taxonomy places the organism in Eukaryota, Metazoa, Chordata, Lepidosauria, Squamata, Agamidae. Gene Ontology annotation, molecular function: transcription coactivator activity. The record is from RefSeq and is a predicted model, not a curated record. Gene Ontology annotation, cellular component: SAGA complex; nuclear pore. Gene Ontology annotation, biological process: positive regulation of DNA-templated transcription; mRNA export from nucleus.